AUGAGUUCUGCUACGUCAACUGCACUAUUUGCUUGUUCCCGUUGUUUUUCAAGGCAUCCUUUCGAGGAACUAUCCCCUGGAGAACAGCUGUGUAAAGAAUGCCGUGGUUCGUUCCCGGUGGUGAAAUGCACGUACUGUCGAUCGGAGUUUCAACAAACAAGUAAAUCAAAUACAUCAUCAAUAUGUAAGAAAUGUGAAGCGAAUGUGAAGGCUUAUGGCAAACCUACUGCAUGUGAAUAUUGCAACAUCAUCGCUGCAUUUAUUGGCAACAAAUGUCAGCGGUGUGCAAAUUCAGAAAGAAAAUAUGGGUCCGCUGUAACAUGUGAGCAAUGUAAACAAAGAUGUGCUUUUGACAGACAUGAUGAUAGUAAAAAGGUUGAUGGCAAACUGCUAUGUUGGCUCUGCACCCAAUCAUUGAAGAGAGCUCUUGCUAGAACCAAACAGCAUCUUUCUUCAGUUGACAAACACAAGCACAGAUCUCACAAAUCCAAACACAAUCACAAAGAAAAGCGUAAAUCUGACUCAAUGAAAGGAAAUGGUAACGAUUUAUCCAUGGGUGAUGCCCCAUUGGAGAAAAAAUCUAAACUAAACCCACUUCAAGGUUUGUUCUCAGGGGAAUUAGAUCCUAACAGUUCAGACCAUGUAGUAGCUAUGACACAAUUGAAGGAAACUAUUGCAAGUUUACAGAAGAAAGUGCAGCAGAAAGAGAUGGAAUUACUCUCCAAAGAUAAAUUGAUAACAGAACUUAAGGCCCAACACCACAAUGAUACAACAGACCUCCGUAUCGAGAUGAAGAACAAAGAGCGUCUUAAUGAGACAAAAUUCAGCCUUAUGAACAGCAAAAUCCAGAAUUUGCUUAAGGAAGUGGCAACACUGAGCAAGUCUGCUAAAAGAAAUAAUAAAAAUAUUAAAUCUCUGACAAACGAUAACAGUGGAAGUGGUACAGACAGCCCAAGCACCAAUUAG
This is a messenger RNA of Pieris macdunnoughi, 966 nucleotides long. The record is from the annotation of a GenBank genome assembly. Lineage: Eukaryota; Metazoa; Arthropoda; Insecta; Lepidoptera; Pieridae.